AUGGCAUCACGUGCAGGUCCCCGGGCAUCUGGAACAGAUGGAAGUGAUUUUCAGCAUCGUGAACGUGUAGCUGGCCAUUACCAGAUGAGCGUAUCGCUAAAGUCUGAGAUCAAGAAACUAAUCUAUGCCCACCUGCUGAUUUGGUUACUUGUAGCGGCACAGAUUGGUGUUGCUCACCUAAAACUGGUGCCCCAUGAUUUGGUGGCAAUGCCUUACCAGUGGGAGUACCCUUAUCUACUGAGCAUCGUUCCUUCACUCUUUGGCUUGUUUUCCUUCCCACGCAACAACAUUAGCUACUUGGUGAUUUCCAUGAUCAGUGCGGGUUUGUUCUCCAUCGCCCCUCUCAUCUACGGCAGUAUGGAGAUGUUCCCGGUGGCUCAGCAGCUGUACCGCCACGGCAAGGCUUACCGCUUCAUCUUCGGCUUCUCAGCAGUCUCUGUCUUGUACUUGGUCAUGGUGAUCGCCAUCCAGGUUCACAGCUGGCAGAUCUACUACAGCAAGAAACUCCUGGACUCUUGGUUCACAAGCACUCAAGAGAAGAAAAAGAAGUAAAUUGGGAGUGAGACGGUGCUGAGAGACUUGGAAGUGGGUGCAGCGCAUCCUCCGCAUUCAUGAUGAAUAGUCAAGAUUACUGCAAACACAAGACAAAGGAGGCAUCAGAACUGUUUUCUGAAAUCAUUCGGAAAUGUAAACCUUUUCAGGUGCAGAGCUGUCUUCAAGCCUGUGGCGCUUUGAAAGGUGGCUUCCUCGCUCACACGAAACAUAUAAAUUGUGCUCAUGGAAAAAUGCUUGUGCUUUAUAUCAUGUCUGCUUGUUAUAUCACUUGCUCUUUGUGGUCUUCAACUCAUUAGGAAGAAAUGGAAGACCCAAGUUCUUCUCAGUUCUUCUGUUCCUCGUUAAAAUGAUUACAGAACAAUUUUCUUUUUGGAUUUCAGUUGUCCUAAGUCCGCAGAAUAAACCAUUCCUGAUUUGCCUGUA
Molecule: messenger RNA, 978 nt
Organism: Spea bombifrons (plains spadefoot toad)
Lineage: Eukaryota; Metazoa; Chordata; Amphibia; Anura; Pelobatidae
Gene: JAGN1
Product: jagunal homolog 1
Exons: 2
Coding region: 1-552 (183 amino acids)
Biological process (GO): vesicle-mediated transport; endoplasmic reticulum organization; granulocyte colony-stimulating factor signaling pathway
Cellular component (GO): endoplasmic reticulum membrane
Source: RefSeq, a predicted model, not a curated record